This is a messenger RNA of Cantharellus anzutake, 2743 nucleotides long. RefSeq lists its product as uncharacterized. The transcript has 8 exons. Bases 40 to 2610 code for a protein of 856 amino acids. The record is from RefSeq and is a predicted model, not a curated record. Lineage: Eukaryota; Fungi; Basidiomycota; Agaricomycetes; Cantharellales; Hydnaceae.
GUCAAUUAAUAAUUAUCUUGAGGUUCGGGCGGGUGAAGUAUGUCUAGGCGCACAGGGGAGUCGCGCAAUCCACCAUCUGGCGUGUCGCGCACUGGAGGACAUAUACCGCAUCCUGCCCAGAACCAGGCAGUUUUCCAACGCCUCCUAUCGGAUGUACGCAGUGGCGAUCCCCACCGAUAUAUAGACGCACUUGGGCAAAUCACUCAAUUCUGUUCAGAGAGGAGGGCAUAUUAUGAGCUCGCCAAACCAGAGAUUGCAAAUAUUCUUCAUGCUGCCGUCCAAGGAUAUGAAGGUUGGUUGAGCUCAGUCAAUCCUAAUUUCGGCAGUAUAGCUUCAAGCAUUCACCAUUUUGCACGAACACUCCUCCCAUUCCUCUCUGAGUUCAACAACGUACCCCAGCUGCAUGGCAUUCUGAAUCAAUGCUUCCGGUACUUGUUCAAUCGCCCUGAUUCGGUGUUCGUGCCUGCAUACCGCGAGAUUGCAGGAUUGUCUUCAACUAGUCCCAUGUUCAUGACCCGCCCUACCCUGGUUCCCUUGAAUCCCCCAGCUUCAAUCCAGGAUUUAUCCAAACAGAUCCCCGUCCCCAAUUCAGUCGGCCAAUCAUCUACAUCCAUCCCUGCAACCGCACUUCCGGGUCAUGUUGGUUCAAUUAUCUCUCGCGUUGGGUCAGCAGGGGAUGCGUUAAGAUUAACACAUCAUCCUCAUGAUGAUUCUGCAACUCUGCAUCCAAAUAGAGGAAGUCCCAAUGCCUCAAAAGACACAUCCGUCGUGCUCGAGAUGUCUUGGGAGGAUUGGGAAGCGCUCGAAAACGAGGAUGGCGGUGUUCUGCAACCAGAUACCACUGUCGAAGCUGCAAUUGCUAAACCCGUUCCAAAUGAGCCUCAGUUGGCCGAACGUACAGAUCGAGGGGAGCGUCCAGUUACUCUCGUCUUUCAGAGCUCUUCCCCCGAGCUUAGGACUGGGUCAUCUGCAACAGGGAAAGAUGCUCCAGCCGUCCAACCCACUUCCCCUGAUAGACCUGCCACGGUUAUGGACGUAACACAGAGUUCUGACCCGUCAGUGGACAUUGAAGUGGAUCUAGGAAACAAGGAAUUGGACUCAACUCAAACUCAGACCAUCAAGACGGAACAAGCGGAAACCUCCACAGACAUGGAAAUGGUCACUAUUCCUCCGGUACUUCGUCCGAUAAUCCAAACUAGAGAGCAUGAGACCGAUCCAAUGGAAAUUCUUCAGAUGGAAAUUGUUGAUGUUGAACAUUCCAAGGCUUCGCGAUUUCCGUCCAAGGACGUAAUCCUCCGACUUCCGGUCUCGCAGGAACGGCAGGAUGGAGGGAAAGGCCUGGGGGGAGAGAACAGUGAGGUUCGGUUGCCGGGAACCUUAAUGGAUGGACCAACCCCGCGUCGGGAGGAAUCUGAAAUGGGUUUAGACCAAACAUCAAUUUUAGAGGAAGGCAGGAGCCAGGUUCCCAACCGCGCUUCCACGGUUGAAACUCCUCAGACUGAGCCUCAAAUCUCUUCAUCCACCGCCCUCCCGGGUAUCUUCGCGCCAGAGAAUCUCAAGUCUGCGGGAGAAAAGAGCAUGGGACUCACGGAUCUCAAGUACGAUGCUAAAGCUUUUCGCCAACUACUUAUCCCAGUUGUCGCAGAGAUCCUCCCUGACGUUGACAUAGAGCAUCUUCAUGGGCAGGCAGUCUCACAGGACCUGGCAGAUGUUGCUAGCAUGGGGCCCGCAAUUCUGGCCGAGCUUAGGAUGAUGCAAUCCGGGAAGUCGACUGGGCAUUUUCCUGGCGUCAGCGCCGUAUCUCCAACGCAACCUGCACCUUCGAAUGAUCAAGAAAGUACUAGUUCCGCGAGUUUAUACUCUCCACAGGUCAUGUUGCCUUCCCCUAGUUGGUCUCCUCAUGAUGUCGAAAGGUCUUUGCUCCAGUCCGACCCUGGAUCAAGUCCUCGAACGACACCGGGAGGGCUGCCUUCACUGACCAGCGUAUCGCACGAACAACAUAGCCUGCGCGAUCGGCAAUCUACUGUUUCUGUGGGGUUGCAUUCCCCGGACAGGGGCGGAGGCGGUCCGCCGGGUGGACUUCAGCCGGGCACAGCUCCAGUGGAACUGAGGUCUGCCACUCCCCAGCCCGUUGUUCCUCGAUCCGUGGUUCGGGUUCUGUGCGCACUAGAGGGGAGCGACAAACCGAAGUCACAUUCGGCGGCAUUUGAAUUGUCACAAGAACAUGCUAUAUGUGUGGAGCGAUGGAGCAAGCGCCACCUAAGCUUCAUCCCUACUGAGGAGCACCUGAGUGUAACGCUGCGUUGCUUCUCUAAAUCCCACUUGAAUGAGCCAACCAAACUCCCUGAAGACAAGUGGCCAUCCCACGACUCUCUCUUCCUUACUCUCAAUCCAGAGAAUGACCCUUACUACUUACCCUUGACAUCGUUGUACCUCAUUUCCCAGCCAAUCUGUAUCUCCCCGCUUUGCAAAGCUGGCUCAAACAGUGUCCGACUGCUUCAACUCCUUGAUCACUCCGACCUCGUGUUCGUGGUUCAACUUGAGAAACCCUCAUCAUCGGAGAUACAGAGGUAUAAGGAUUUAAGCACCCCACUAGGUAUGCUUGCUUGAUCGGUCUUACUCGUAUGUCGCAUAUUGUCCGUUGUUUAAUGUAACACUUAACAUAAACACCUCCGUUUGUUGGAAACGCAAGACCCACUAUUGAUUAGUUCUGCUUUUAAGCAAAAUGCAGCAAGAUUGUUUG